This is a messenger RNA of Gloeophyllum trabeum ATCC 11539, 782 nucleotides long. RefSeq lists its product as uncharacterized. Lineage: Eukaryota; Fungi; Basidiomycota; Agaricomycetes; Gloeophyllales; Gloeophyllaceae. The transcript has a single exon. The annotation marks the transcript as partial. The record is from RefSeq and is a predicted model, not a curated record.
GUCGUCUCCUGCCUACGACUUCGAGGAGAUGACUGCGAGCGAUUUCGACGCUCUGGAUGAGCUGGAGGAGCAACUCUCUCAAAAAAUGCUAUCGCAAGCAAGCUCACAGAAGAAGAUUGAGAGCUACGAGGCGAGGCUGAAGAGAAGUCGUGCUAUUGCGGAAGCGUUGGCAGCAGCCGUCGAUACCAAGGGCCAAGGAGGCGCGAAGGGAGAGACGACGGGAAGUCAAGACAUUGGUUGGAGCUCUCCGCGAUUUGUUCCUCCUGAUCUGCUGCAGUCACACCAGCUUCGCAGAUCUCAACUGGACGAACCUCUCGAAUCUUCCACGGCGCCAACUGGGGUGCACGCAGGAGCCGGGCAUGAAGUGGACAGGGAAAAGGAGGCAUCUGUCCUCCAUCUCGGUUUUUUUUCAGCCGCACGUCUGCCUCAAAACAUUUCCUGCACGAUUCCGAGCCCUUCUCCCGAAGCUGCUUCCGAGAUGAACUACGCCGCUUGGUUACAGUCAGAGUCCAAGGUGCCGACGGAUGUGGGCUUCAGAAGCGCUAAGUCACUUCGUGCUGCAGGACUUGAUUUUGAGGUCGAUGAGUCCUUCGUCGUCGAGAGUGACAAUACCAAUCUGUUCGAGAUCACAGGCAUAGAUGUGGACCUGUCGCAAUCCUUACCCGGUUUCCGCAGUGCUAGGACUAUUUUCCCGCCAAGCCCUCCCAACCACCCCGAGGGGUCUCUUCCUGGCUUUGUUAGUGCAAGGUCAAUUGAAGACUCCGCCAUAAAUCCCCCCGCCG